ACGCUGUGUACGCUACAGGCGUCGCGGACAGUGCUAAGUUUGUGAACGUACGAUAACUUUCAGCGAUGAAUCUAAAGAUGCAAGUAGCUGUUCUGGUUGCGGUCUUCCUGUGUAUGGUGGAUGGUGCCCCAGAUGGAAGAUUGGUUAGGAGCAAACAGCAGCGUCCUACGCGCGGGUUCAAGAAUGUAGAAAUGAUGACGGCAAGGGGUUUUGGGAAGCGCGCUCAAACUCGGUCCGAACGCGACGUGACACAACAAACAGCGUCACCACGAAUGAAUCGUGGUACUCCCACAUUUAAAAGUCCCUCCGUGGGUAUCGCCAGAGAUUUUGGCAAAAGAACACCGGAACUGGAUUCAGAAGGUUUCGAAGAAGUGCGGCCGACAUUUAUUCCCCAUGUUAAACUUAUGGUAGCAAGAAAUUACGGAAAACGAGGCGAUGAAAUGAACGAGGAAGAGGAAGAAAUAAGAGUAUCCCGAGGUAGUUUCACACCAAAUUCGAACGUACUUAUCGCACGGGGUUAUGGUAAAAGACAGGACGAAAAUGGUGAAGUGUAUGGGCUGGACAACUUUUGGGAAAAUCUUGAGGCCAUACAAGAAAAGGAGGCGCAAGAUGAUGAAAAAGUAUUGGAAAGCAUUCCAUUGGACUGGUUUGUGAAUGAGAUGCAGAACAAUCCGGACUUCACUCGAUCCGUUGUACGAAAAUUUAUUGACCUUAAUCAAGACGGCGAAUUAUCUGCGGACGAACUCCUGAGAAACGUGGCAUAAUCUUAAUUAUACUAAACUUUCGAAUCUGUUAAAGUUAAUUAUGUUUGGAAACUUUACUUACUGUAUUUAAAUUUAGUACUGUGAUAAAUUAUUUUUAAAUUGCAACAAAAAAUUGAAAAAAAAAAAUGUUAUCUUUGAAAAUGGAAUAAAUCGCUUUGUAAAUACAUAUAAUAAAUUGUCAAUGGCGUAAUCUUUGGUCAAUUUGAAUAGAUAUUCGAUGUUUUAUGGACGCCAUUUUUAGAAAUAAUGUUAUAAUAUAUUUUUGUUGUGACGUAGAUAUUUUCUCAUGUGUUUUUAAAAUGGAUGAUGACGAUAGAGACACAAGACUUAAAAGUAGUUACUGUUUUGUAUUCUCUUCUAAAUAACUUGGUUACCAUAGGCUGGGUAUAAUUGAGUACUUUUAAUUUAUACUCUACAUACAUACAUGUAGUUAUGUUAAAAUAUAUGAUUGUAUAGUACAUUAUAUGUGCGGAUAUCCGACUGUCGAAAUUUUGGAAUAAAGAUGUUGGGUAUCGAAAA
Messenger RNA from Pieris rapae (cabbage white), 1283 nucleotides. Its product is annotated as allatotropins-like. Lineage: Eukaryota; Metazoa; Arthropoda; Insecta; Lepidoptera; Pieridae. The coding region runs from base 66 to 764 and encodes 232 amino acids. The record is from RefSeq and is a predicted model, not a curated record. The transcript has 8 exons.